Molecule: messenger RNA, 688 nt
Organism: Mizuhopecten yessoensis (Yesso scallop)
Lineage: Eukaryota; Metazoa; Mollusca; Bivalvia; Pectinida; Pectinidae
Product: methylenetetrahydrofolate reductase-like
Exons: 5
Biological process (GO): tetrahydrofolate interconversion
Cellular component (GO): cytosol
Molecular function (GO): methylenetetrahydrofolate reductase [NAD(P)H] activity; FAD binding
Source: RefSeq, a predicted model, not a curated record
GAUGUAUUCUACCAGUACAUUACAGGCAAGCUCAACAAGAACAGUGUCAAGGUGUCAAGUCUACCGUGGCAGGAUGAUGAGCUGAGUGCUGAGACCAAUCUGAUCACUGAAAAACUGGCCGCCAUCAACAAAUGUGGAGUACUGACUAUCAACUCACAGCCCAACAUAAAUGCUGCUCCGUCUACUGACCCCAAGGUCGGCUGGGGAGACCCUAAUGGAUACAUCUUCCAAAAGGCCUACUUGGAAUUCUUCACAUCAGAAAAGAAUGUGACUGCUCUGAAAGAUAUAUUGGAAAGCUAUCCUCUUGUGAACUAUCACAUUGUGGAUUCCAAGGGCGACGUUGACUACACCAACUGUGAUAUGACUCUGCCUAUUGCCGUUACCUGGGGAGUGUUCCCAGGCAAGGAGAUUAUCCAGCCUACUGUUGUUGACCCUAUUGCCUUCAAAACCUGGAAGGAUGAGGCGUUUGCCCUUUGGACAGAGACGUGGGCCAGUCUGUACGAACCUGGCUCAAACUCACACAAGCUGCUCGGUGAGAUCCAUGACAACUACUACCUGGUGAACUUGGUAGACAAUGAGUUCCCCAAGGAUUCCUGUCUCUGGGAAGUCGUGGAGAAGAUGAUUGAGGCCGGGGGGGCCAGUGUCUCACAACAACACAUGGAUACAGAAACUGGACAACCGUAGAAAU